Messenger RNA from Paramisgurnus dabryanus, 2233 nucleotides. The record is from RefSeq and is a predicted model, not a curated record. NCBI's taxonomy places the organism in Eukaryota, Metazoa, Chordata, Actinopteri, Cypriniformes, Cobitidae.
CCCCUGAAGUGUUGAAGAAAAUGUUUCUCAUGUUUGUUUAUCUCAGUUUGUGCUUCUGCGGUCUGGCUGGUGUGUUUGGUGAUGAAGUGAAGUUAGUGUCAGUGAUGGAGGGAGAUUCUGUUACUCUACACACUCAUAUUAAACUACAGAGAGAUGAUCUGGUAGUUUGGAGGUUUGGACCUGAAAAUUCUCUCAUAGCAAGAAUCAAUGAAGUGGCCAAAGAUAUCUUAGUAUAUGCUGAUGUUCUUGCUGGGAGAUUCAGAGACAGACUGCAGGUGAAUAAUCAGACUGGAGAUCUCACCAUCACAAACAUCACAACUCAACACACUGGACUUUAUAAUAUGAUCAUCAGUGGCAAGCAGAUCUCAUACAGAUUCAGUGUUACUGUCUAUGGUGUGUUUGGUGUUGAAGUGAAGUCAGUGUCAGUGAUGGAUGGAGAUUCUGUUACUUUAUACACUGAUAUUACUGAACUACAGAGUAGAGAUCUGAUACUGUGGAUGUUUGGACCUGAAAAUUCUCUCAUAGCAAAAAUCAAUGGAGUGGCCAAAGAUAUCUCAGUAUCUGAUGAUGUUCUUGAUGGGAGAUUCAGAGACAGACUGCAGGUGAAUGAUCAGACUGGAGAUCUCACCAUCACGGACAUCACAACUCGACACAAUGGACUUUAUCAUAUGAUCAUCGGCGGCAAACAGAAGAUCUCAAACAGAUUUAACGUUACUGUUUAUGGUGUGUUUGGUGAUAAAGUGAAGUCAGUAUCAGUGAUGGAGGGAUACUCUGUUACUCUACAAAGUAAUAUUACUGAAAUACAGAGAGAUGAUAUGAUACUGUGGAGAUUUGGACCUGAAAAUUCUCUCAUAGCAAGAAUCAAUGGAGUGGCCAAAGAUAUCUCAGUAUAUGCUGAUGUUCUUGAUGGGAGAUUCAGAGACAGACUGCAGGUGAAUAAUCAGACUGGAGAUCUCACCAUCACAAACAUCACAACUCAACACACUGGACUUUAUAAUAGAACCAUCAGUGGCAAACAGAAAAUCUCAUACAGAGUCAAUGUUAUUAUCUAUGAUGAAGUGAAGUCAGUGUUAGUAAAGCAAAGAGAUUCUGUUACUCUACACACUCAUCUUACUGAAAUACAGAAAGAUGAUGUGAUAGUGUGGAGGUUUGGACUUCAAAAGUCUCUUAUAGCAAAAAUCAACGGCGCCACCAGUGAGACCUUAAUAAAUGAUGAUGUUCUUGAUGGGAGAUUCAGAGACAGACUGAUGGUGAAUGAUCAGACUGGAGAUCUCACCAUCACGGACACCAAAACCAAAGACUCUGGACUUUAUGAAAUGAUCAUCAACAGCGCUAAAGAGAGCUCAUACAGAUUCGAUGUUACUGUCUAUGAUUUUUUGCCACUUCCUGUGAUCACCAGAGACUCUUCACAGUGUUCUUCAUCAUCAUCAAGCUCAAAUUGUGUUUUGUUGUGUUCAGUGUUGAAUGUGAGAGAUGUGAGUCUGUCCUGGUACAAAGGAAACAGUUUAUUGUCUAGCAUCACUGUGACUUAUCUCAACAUCAGACUCUCUCUACCUCUGGAGGUUGAAUAUCAGGAUACAAACACAUACAGAUGUGUGGUGAACAAUGCCAUCACAAACCAAACUCAACAUCUCAACAUCACUCAUCUCUGUCAGCCGUGUUCAGGCUGUGUUUGCUGUUGUCAUGAUUUUGAAGCUGUGAUCCGAUUGGUCCUCUCUGCUCUGGUGGGCGUGGCUGCUGUUGCCAUUUUGGUUUAUGACAUCAGAUCGAGCAGAGUUGAACAGAAGAAAAGAUCGCAGACAUCAUCAGACUAUUAAUGAUUAAACAUAUAUUAUAGUUAAAUGAAACCAAUAUGUUUACUAACUUUUUUAUUGUUUCUGCUCUGUAUAUAAAGCACUCAGAAGAUAUUAUUACUUUAAAUAUUAGGGUAGCCGAUUUAAAAAUAUGAAAAUUCUGCCAUCAUCUACUCACCAUCUUGAUGUUUUAAACCUGUAGUUUUUUAAUCUGUUGAACACAUGCUAAAUGUACAUAAGUGCUAAGAAUUAUCGGAAAAGCAACUCAGAUAAUUCGGUUUUUAUAGCUGAGUAAAAAUACAUUUGUGUUUUUUUUUCAUUUAUUGCAUUAGUUCAUUUAUCAUUAUAUAUUUACCUUAUCUUAAAAAAAAUUGUAUAAUUUUAGCAUUUUAUCAUUCACUUUUAUUCUUUUUAAAAUGUUUUAUAUUAUAUUGAUAAAA